CUUGGCCAAAAUAUGGAGUAUAUAUCUAUUACACCAAGGAAUUAUGAGCACGGAGUAGAAGCCAGCCUCCUCGGCUUCAAGAGCCGCAUUUGAGCAUAAUGCCACCGGUAUCGGUUUCCUUAAACGGAUUAGUGCCCAGUCAUAUAGACAACCCCGCGCGAGCAUCAUCAUCAUCAUCCUGUCACCAGAAUCCGACACAUUCAUUACCACAUGAGAUACAAUCCCAAUCUCGUCCCAAAAUGAAUCACAUCUAUCAGUAUGGCGUCUUCAGCGCCCUGAUGCAGGGCUUCUCCUCCGACGGAGCGACCGUCUCCAAUGUCCUCUCCAGAUGCAACCACGGCCUUGGCACCGUCUGCGGCCUGAACGGCGAGAUCGUCAUAAUAGACGGCGAGGCCUAUCACUUUACCCCAGACAAUCAACUACACCGGCUGGCGCCCACAGACCAUCUACCAAUGAUCGUCGCCACGGACUUUCAGCCCACGCUGACCAAACCCCUGGACACGUUGCGCAUGGACACCCUACAGGAAGCCCUGCAUCCAUUCUUCCCCGCCAAUCAGAAUAACUUUAUCGCCGUCCGCGUGGACGCCACGUUCAAGAAGAUCGUGUACCGCAUCGGUGGCCCGCAGAUCCGCCCACGGGAGCCGUUGCUAGAACUGUCUAAGCGCCAGGUCAUCAAGACGUACGACAAUGUCGCCGGCACGCUGUUCGGGUUCUAUUCCCCGCCGUACACGAACGGGAUCUGCGUCGCCGGCUUUCAUCUGCAUUUUCUGUCUUCAGACCGCCAGGCUGGUGGUCAUGUCUUGGAGUUUGAGGCUGAGAAUGUCGAGUUGAAGGCCGCAGUCAACACGCAUGUGCAUCUGGAGUUGCCUGCGUCGGAGGAGUUCAACCAGGAGUUGAUGCAGCCGGACUUGGCAAAGGACUUGCAUCUAGCUGAGUAACUUGGUGUCUUGGCGAUGGAUGGUAGCUUAGAGGUCCGAUUACUCGAAUAGAGCUGGGGCUCGCUGGCUGGGUUUCGCAGAGACUUUUAUAUCCUUGCUGGCGGUUCCGCCCUUGUGGUUUAUGGUGAAAGGUUACUCUUUUCAUAGGUAGUCUACACUAGCUAGACUGACUUGAUUCUUGUGUAUUUAUGACUGCAUCAUACCCAUCGAUCUUCGAAUCGAUGUAGUUCUUUGCUCUAUCUUGGGUGGCUUCUUGUAGCGCAGCCUGGGAAUGACGUCAUUACACGGAAAACUCGUGGCGAGCUACGAAAAGCACACCUGUUUUGAACGAAUCUUGAGAAUGAGAACUUGG
Aspergillus fijiensis CBS 313.89 is the source of this 1290-nucleotide messenger RNA. RefSeq names its product acetolactate decarboxylase. The coding region runs from base 240 to 938 and encodes 232 amino acids. The record is from RefSeq and is a predicted model, not a curated record. NCBI's taxonomy places the organism in Eukaryota, Fungi, Ascomycota, Eurotiomycetes, Eurotiales, Aspergillaceae. Gene Ontology annotation, biological process: acetoin biosynthetic process. Gene Ontology annotation, molecular function: acetolactate decarboxylase activity. The transcript has a single exon.